Molecule: messenger RNA, 1118 nt
Organism: Jatropha curcas
Lineage: Eukaryota; Viridiplantae; Streptophyta; Magnoliopsida; Malpighiales; Euphorbiaceae
Product: DUF241 domain protein (DUF241)
Biological process (GO): root development; shoot system development
Source: RefSeq, a predicted model, not a curated record
CUCCUCUCCUGCACCUUUAUAUACUCUUUUUCUUCUCCUCUCCUCUUCACUCCAAUUGCUUUCUUCAAACAAACUAACAUUUCUUGAAACAAUUCCUUCAUAUACAGUAAUGGUCGGCGUUUUCAAGCGUUCUCUUUCCUUUCCUAACAAACUCCCCAAUCGCCCUCUAUCUAAACCGCCCCUUUCUCACCAUAUUAGAUCCAUCAGUCUUCCUUGCAGGUCUCACCCUUUAAUUUCCCAAAUCAGAGACGAAAUCAAUCAGCUUAGAAUUUGGUCUUCUAAAUCUGAGAAUCGAACGUCCUCCUGGCUCUGCGACGGCCUUACCCGCCUUAAAUAUGUCCAUGAUUCCCUUGACGAUAUCCUCCAGCUUCCUCAAACUCAGGAAGCUCUUCGCCGCCAACCAAAAUGGGUAGAGAAUCUUCUGGAAGAUUUUCUACGAUUUGUUGACGUUUAUGGGAUCUUCCAAACUUCAGUUUUGGGUUUGAAAGAAGAGCAAUUUGCUGCUCAAGUAGCUACAAGGAAGAGAGACGAUUCAAAAAUUGCUCUUUAUAUCAAAUCUCGCAAUAAAAUGGCUAAAGAGAUGUCUAAACUCGCCUGCACUAUUCGAAAUAUCUCGCAAUGCUCGAUUCCUGCUGGAUUGGAUAAAUUGUCUAUUACUGAAGCAGAGAUAGUUGGUGUUAUAAGAGAUGUUAUUGAAGUGACAGUGUCCGUUUCAGUAGCGCUUUUCAAUGGAAUCUCCUUAUCAUUUGCUUCAAGAAAAUCGUCGUGGAUGGCACUGAGGUUGCCUAAAAGAGCAAAGAAAGCGAAAAUCGAGGAAGAAAUUGAAGAAUUUAAACAAGUAGAUAGAGAGAGCUUGUGGGGAUUGAGGAAGAAGGGAGAUGAAGAAGUGAGAAUUGUGUUGAAGAGAAUGCAAGAUUUGGAAAUGUGUAUUUGCGGCAUUGAAAGUGGAGGCGAGAAAGUGUUUCGGAGUUUGAUUAACACAAGAGUUUCAUUACUCAAUAUAUAGACUAUAGUAUUCUUUUUGCUUGCACUGUUUUAAGGGUUUUGUCCAAUAUGGAAGAACAGUGUCCAAAUUUGAACAGAUAUCUAAUAGUACUGUAUAGUGUUGAUCUUGUCAA